Molecule: messenger RNA, 2340 nt
Organism: Danio aesculapii
Lineage: Eukaryota; Metazoa; Chordata; Actinopteri; Cypriniformes; Danionidae
Gene: igbp1
Product: immunoglobulin (CD79A) binding protein 1
Exons: 6
Coding region: 59-1120 (353 amino acids)
Biological process (GO): regulation of dephosphorylation; regulation of signal transduction
Cellular component (GO): cytosol
Molecular function (GO): protein phosphatase 2A binding
Source: RefSeq, a predicted model, not a curated record
GGAUACAGAAAACAGGAACAGACGGAGGCCGAGUUGGAUCUUGAAUACGUUUUGAGAAAUGGCGGCUGUUGAAGACACAAACAGUACACAAAACCCCAGCGGUUUAGAUGCUCCGAAACUGUCGGAUUUGCUGGACAGGGGCUGGAAGCUCUUUGAAGAGGUGGACACCACGAAUGAGCCGAGCAGCUCCAACCCGGUGCAGGUGAAAGUCAAGCGCGCCAUCAUGCAGCUGGAGGAGGCGACGAGGAUGGUCAACCAGCUGGACCUCUUCAGCCGUAAUGAGGCGCUGGAGGAAAUCUCUACCACAGAUCUGAAGUAUCUGCUGUUGCCGGCUCUGCUGGGCGCUCUCACCAUGAAACAGGUGAACCCCAACAAGCGACUGGAGUACGUGCAGGCGGCCCGCGUUUACUUCAUAGACUUCCUCAAGAGGUGCAAGGACUAUGACAUAUGUAGUUUUCAGCUGCCCAAAGACUGCGAGAACACAGCAGACACUCCCACUGAGGAGCAGAGCAGUCCAGCAGUCCCAAUGCCAAUGUCCCAGCCAGACCUCAUCGCCAUGGCAACACAGAGACAAGCCAAAAUUGAGAGGUUUAAGCAGCGUAAGGACACUGAAGCCAAGCUGAGUGAGAUCAAGGGACUGGUUGAAUCCGGUUCUGCUGAUGAAGAUGUGGUGAGGGAUUUUUACCUGCUGCACGUGCGCAGAUGGAUCACGUUAGCAAUUGAAGAGAUCGACUCGAUCAACGUUGAGAUAGAGAUACUCAAACGCAUGGAGCUCUUCAAGCAGAGUGCCCCCCAGCCUUCUCCACCCAAAAGACCACCCAUGAAGCCUUUUAUCUUGACCAAGGAUGCAAUGCAGGCAAAAGUGUUUGGCGCAGGGUAUCCCAGCCUUGCCACCAUGACCGUGGACGAUUGGUAUGACCAGCACAGACGACAAGGAUGUUUACCAGACCAGGGCAUACCACGCAGCACAACAGACGGUGAUGCAGAGGAGGAUGAGCGAGCAGAAAGAGAGCGGAAGGAAGAGAACGAUGAUGAAGAGGCACUGCAGAAGGCACGAGACUGGGACGACUGGAAGGACACGCACCGGAGAGGAUAUGGCAACCGCAAGAACAUGGGCUGAUCUGCUCUCUCGCGAACGCACAAACAAAUGUCCAUUCAGUUUCCACAACAAAAACUCCCAAUGCUGCCAAUAUGUGACAUGGACACGACAGAGAGCGGCACUUUAGUGGCUAGUUGGUAUUUUUUCUAAAACAAGUUCGCGUAUUUGACGUCCUUUUUAUAUGUCUCUAUAUGAAUCUAAAAUUGUGGUGAGCUUAAUAGGUUAGAACAGUCAGAAAUGAAACAUAGGUUAUGAAAUACUCACCCUUAUGUUCCAAUCCUUGAAAUCUAGAUGCAAUGGAUCUGACUUGUUCAAAGUUCAGAAGAAUAUCGAAAACAUCCUCAAAACACACCAUAUGUCUUCAGUGGUUCAGUCAGAAUAUUAUCAAGCUACGUGAAUACUUUGUGUGCUCAUAAAAUCUACAUUUAUUCAACAGCUUUUCCUCCUCAGUGCUGGUUUACUUUCAUUAUAUCAGUGCACUGAUGUAUGUCAAAGAGACACAAGCAAAGAGCGCAGCGCUCUCGUGAACGUGCACAAUAUACUGACCCUGAGAAGAAACUCUUGAUUAAAAUCAAUUAUAUACGUGUUAUGUGCACACAAAGUAAUCUUGUAGCUUGAUAAUAUUUCACUUUUUAAACACGCAUGGUGUGUUUUUUUUCUGGACUUUAAACAAUACGGGACUGUUGAUGAAGGAACUCUCAGAUUUUAUCCAAAAUAACUACAUUUGUGUCCCAAACCUUUCAGAUUCAUCUUCGGAACAACAUCAGGAUGAGUUAUUUAUAACAGAAUCAAAUUUCUGGGUGAACUAACCCUUCAAAUGAGACUUUUCAUUGCUUCAUGUCACUCUUUCCUGUAAGAUUGAAACGUUUGCCUUUUCAUGGAUGUUGUUUUGAGCAACAUUUCUACAGAAGUGUUUGCUGUACAGUUAAGGGUCAGAAGGACGUCUUCACCCAUGUAGUUACACCAUAUGUGCUGUUUGAUUUGGAGCCAGCUAAGACUGCAUGUUCUUUAACUAUUAGCAGAUACUGCUAGGCCUUGUUUUCCUGGUUUCAGAUGAGCUAGAGUUAUCAGAACCAGCAUCAGCACUUGCAUGGAUCUGACUGCUUCAGAAUUGCUGAAGAAACUGUGUGGGACGUUUUAUGCUGAAAUUUAUUUAUUGCAUAAUCUGUCAAUUUCUCUGUUCUUUUGGAAAAAUUCUGUAAGGUCAACCUCUAGUAAACAAACACAAAAGCACCUUUCAA